Lycium ferocissimum is the source of this 1059-nucleotide messenger RNA. RefSeq lists its product as uncharacterized. The transcript has 5 exons. The record is from RefSeq and is a predicted model, not a curated record. NCBI's taxonomy places the organism in Eukaryota, Viridiplantae, Streptophyta, Magnoliopsida, Solanales, Solanaceae. The coding region runs from base 175 to 861 and encodes 228 amino acids.
UUCCUAUCCACGUGUCAUCCUCAAUUCCUGUGGCGUCAAAAUUUUCUCCAUUCUUAGCAAAGGAAAAAAAAAAAAAUCUACUUUCCUUUUCUCCACAUUUUACCCUUUUUUCUUUUCUCUUGUUACUUUUCUCCGAUUAAUUCCGAUCAUUUCCCUUUUCGAUCCCUCAAAACAAUGCCGGAGAUCUCUACCGUUUGUUUCUCCGUUUUCUCUUCCAUUCCACCGUCUUCUUCCCGUUUGUUUUUCCGUAAACUGCCGGUUUUUCCGACUCGAUCGCCGGUCCGGUUCAUUGUGAAAUCGUCCGGUUCAGGUGGUUUCCUUGGGGAUGAUGCACUUGGACCGUAUCCUUGGGAAUCUUCUUGCUCCAAUGAUCCUUCCGUGCAGUGGGUACAGGAGGAGAAAAUCACACUGUUCACUGCUGAUGGACUCUUUCAAAUUGGGGGCAACAUGGUCAAGCGACAAAUGUCUUCGUUUGAUAAGAAGCAGGGAAAAUUGAAAGUGUCUCCGAGACGAUUUCGUGAGAGCAGUUACAUGGAUCCAAAUCAAAGCCUCUGUUUGGGUGCUCUCUUUGACAUCGCAGCGACUAAUGGCCUUGACAUGGGCAGGAAACUAUGCAUAAUUGGUUUUUGCCGUUCUAUAGAGAUGUUGAGUGACGUUGUGGAGGACACUGUUCUGGAGCACGGUGGGGAGAUUGUCUCGGCAGAGAAAGCCAGCAAGGACAAUUUGCAGGAAAAGCUAACCAUGACUGUUGCAGUGCCGCUACUUUGGGGAGUUCCUCCUGCGUCUGAAACAAUCCACCUUGCAGUUCGAAAUGGUGGAGGCAUUGUAGAUAAAGUUUACUGGCGAUGGGACUUCCUGUAGAUAAAUAACUAAGCUCCAUGGCCUUUGUUUGUGCAUUUGUAAAUAUUGUUGUUAUUCUUCUGUACAAAAUUGGAAUAUUUAGCUUAACCUGUGUACUCUAGAUGUUCAAAGAAUGCAUCCAUCAUUCUGAAUUGUAAAGUGGCCACCCCAAGAUGACAAAUUACCUGUCAAUAAAAAUUUAAGUUGAAUUACUUUGUA